UUACAACAUCAAAACCAAGGUCUCAAGCUGUCCUGUCGCAACAACAGAUACUCGCAACCACGACCGUUUAAAAUAUGUCAACCUCGCGCUGCGUAUUCAACGCUGCAUCUGCUCUGCGACGCAUAUUUCUUGCACCCAUUGACCACUCAUCCACACCACUCCUCCGCCCAUCCACCUUCUCCUCGCAUCUCACCCGCAUCCACGCAAGCCAUACCCAGCAGCGCACCCUCCUAAAGAGCACCUCUUGCGCCGUCCCAGAACAGCGACUUCCGCGCGAUGAAGAAAUCAAAGAUGUAAGCGUCCGUCUCAAAAACCACGAACAAAAGCUCGACCCCCCAAAACCCACCUCCGCAAUCCUCAAAUCGAUAAACCUCAAAACACACAUGUUACAAAUCAUCGCAUAUAGCGAUGAUGGUGAACCUCCUAUUGCGAAAAUUAUUGAUAAGGAGGAGGCGGCGAGACAGAAGAGAUUGGCGAAGAAGAAGAAGAAUCCUGCUGCGGUGACGAAGACGAUUGAGAUGAAUUGGGCGAUUGGGAAGAAUGAUUUGGGGCAUAGGUUGCAGAGGAUUAGGAGUUUUGGAGAAGGGGAAUAAAGUUGAGGUUGUGGGAA
Sclerotinia trifoliorum is the source of this 610-nucleotide messenger RNA. The record is from the annotation of a GenBank genome assembly. Lineage: Eukaryota; Fungi; Ascomycota; Leotiomycetes; Helotiales; Sclerotiniaceae.